CUUGUUCUGGCCAUCAUGCUGCAUCGUCGUCCUUGCUAGUUACAUGGUGUCAGAAGUGGCCGCCGCGGACCGAAGCACGGCAGCAACGGCGCGGAAUCGCCAUGGACCUACUGAAGCCGCCGGAGCCAUUGCGCCUAUCGGGCAACGUGUCUGAAAAUUGGAAGCGCUUCAAGCAAAGGUUCGAGCUUUUUCUGCAAGCAACGGCAGUCGAGAAGGCCCCGAGAAGUGACUCCUCGAAAGUGGCACUCUUGCUGAGCUUCGCGGGAGACGAAGUGCUCGACAUCUUCAACAACUUUCAGUACGGCCCCGAAGAAAGCAAGGAAUGUUACGACACGGUCGUGCAGAAGUUCGACGCCUACUUCUCCGAGGUGAGCAAUGAAAUUCACGAAAGAUAUGUUUUUCGUACACGAAGCCAGGCGGAGAAAGAACCUUUUGAGAAGUUUGUGCGGUACUUAAAGAAGCAGGCGACACAGUGCAACUUUGGGGAUCAGCACGAUUCACUGAUUAGAGACCAAAUUGUGUUUGGUACGAACAACCCAAAGCUGCGUGAAAGAAUGCUUGCCGAGAGAGGCCUGACGCUACUAAAAGCCGAGGAAAUGUGUAAAGCGGCAGAAGCAGCGGCACUAAGGAGCCUAGUUUGGAAUAGGACGGAAGAGAGCAUUGACGCCGUUUCAAGGGGCGAAACGGUGACGAAAAAACGGCAGCAGCGGAAAAAAAAGCAGAGUCGCGAUAAUCAAGCUAUUUGCUGCAGGAAGUGCAACCGCAAACAUAAACCUAAGCAAUGCCCCGCGUAUGGUAAAUUAUGUCAUUCUUGCCGCAAAUACAACCACUUUGCAAGUUGUUGCCAGAAGUCUACCGCUGUUAGCGAAGUAGCUAAUCUCGAUGAGAAUGACUUUGAGAUUCUCGAAAUCGGCGCCGAAAAUUGUCGCAAGAAAGACUGGACAAUCAAGGCUCGAGUAAAUGGCAGAGAAGUGACGUUCGAAGUGGAUACCGGUUCGCAGGCAAGCUUACUUCCAUUUACAACGUACCGUAAGCUUGGAUCCAAAGAAGCGUUGCAACCAACCGGGUCAGUGUUGCGCGCCUACAACGGGGGCGUUAUUUCAAGUUAUGGAACAACGUCACAGAAAGUGUCUGUCGGAACCACCGAGAUAAGCGUGAAAUUUUUCAUCGUAAAGAAUGGGCGCCAAGCCAUCCUUGGGCUCGAUGCCAGUGAAGCGCUUGGGUUGGUUCGACGUACGGUGGACGCUGUCAAUGCCUCGUCUGAGUAUGAACUUUUGAAAGAUUUCAGGCACCUGUUCCAAGGGCUCGGCUGCUUGAAAACUCAGUACAGAAUGGUCCUGGAUCCAGACGCGGUUCCGGUCAUUCAGCCUGCUCGCCGGGUUCCACUUGCACUUCAGGAACCUCUGAAGAAGGAACUACAGCGAAUGACCCGGGAGGGCAUCAUCGUCAAAGAAAAUGAGCCAACCGACUGGUAUAUUCCUGGGAAGCACCUUGUUCUUGCUGACAUGUUGUCCCGGUCAACUGCUGACAACCAAGACGAGGCUGGUGCUACUACCGACGUGGAAGUUCACGCAAUCCAGCUUCUAGGUUACCGUGUCACAGAAGCAACGCAGAAAGAACUGCAAGCGGCAACGGCUCGUGACCGCUACCUACAGUCGGUGAUCGCAAGUUUGUCGGUGGGGCUUCCAGUACAAGAUUCGGGCGACGACUUCUGGCUGGGCCUGCUGGCCUACCGCUCUACCCCACUGGAGGACGGGCGAUCCCCUGGUGAACUACUGCAAGGAAGGCGCCUUCGCGCCAACCUCCCGGACUUCAGUGCGGUGACCGCAACCGACGUCAAGAAGCACAGCCAGGCCCAAGGGGGAAGACCUUUGCCUCCUCUGCAGAAGGGUGUCGUCGUGAGGCUCAGAGACGCUGCAUGGUCCCGAAAAGCUCAAGUGGUGGGUUCGCCAUAUCCAAGGUCCUACCUUGUCAAAACGGAGGACCAGAAGCUGUUAAGGCGCAACCGUCGUCACCUACUUCAAACUGGCGAACGGUUCAUCGAGGAAAGCGACGACGACAUUGAUACCAGCCCAGCGGACAACGUUGGUGGCCAUCCGACAGUGGCAACUUCAACCUCUCCAGCCAACGGCCGACGUCGCGAAGUUCCGACGUCGGGCGACCCUUCGCCACCUGUGGUGCGUCAGUCAACUCCACCACCGACGCCAGCUUUGAGAAGGUCGACUCGAACCGUGAAGCCACCACAGCGUCUUCAUUAUGACAAGGACUUUAACCAAGUGUCUGAUAUCAUUUUUUGAAGUGCCAUGUACUUACCACUGUUUCGGUGGGUAUGUAAUUUCUUUGUUAACGGAAAGGAUGUAUCCGGCAAGGCUACUGCAUCACGACUGCGCAUCGGACAUGCGCAGAUAUUCUCGGCGCGCUAUCGUGCGCCUAUAUAAUCAGUGACUGAAUAAACCGAUUGUUCUUCUUGUUCUGGCCA
This is a messenger RNA of Rhipicephalus sanguineus (brown dog tick), 2479 nucleotides long. RefSeq lists its product as uncharacterized. The record is from RefSeq and is a predicted model, not a curated record. The transcript has 3 exons. Bases 102 to 2297 code for a protein of 731 amino acids. NCBI's taxonomy places the organism in Eukaryota, Metazoa, Arthropoda, Arachnida, Ixodida, Ixodidae.